AUGAAUAAGGGAAAUAAUUUUUUUAAAAAAUCUAAAAGUUACACGGUAAGCGUCAUUGAAUUUUCUCCAGAGAAUAAAAAAGAAAAUAAAUUAUCAAUAAUUGAUAAGAAUGAUGACCGUGGAGGAAUUGAUAACAACGGUUACGUCCAUAACGAUGAUGAUGAUGAUAACGUUAAAUACGAUUAUGAUAAAAUAUACGAUUUCGAAGAAGCUAUUUCUGCUACGCAAUUCGGUAGUUAUAAUUGGUUUUUAUUAAUUAUAAUAUUAUUGGGUCACGUAUCGACUGUUUAUUCUACGACAACAAUGUCUUACGUACUACCAUCGGCUGAAUGCGAUUUACAUUUAACAAACGUCGAUAAAGGAAUGCUUAAUUCUAUGGAAUUGAUCGGUAUGACACUCAGCGGAUUUAUUUGGGGUAUACUCUCGGAUUCCGCCGGUAGAAAAAAUAUAUUAAUUAUUAUAUUCGGUUCGGAUACGAUAAUAACGAUAAUGACGGCAAUGGCGCAAAAUUUAAAUUUACUCAUCGCUUGUAAAUUUUUAUCCGGAAUAAUUAACGGUAGCGGAGUUGCAAUAAUGGCAACAUUAGCAGCCGAAUGUCAUUCUUUAUAUUAUAGAGCAAGCGUUACCAUUGGAUUGGGUUUUUUUUAUUCUUUUGCUAUUAUUACGUUACCCAUUUUGGCUUGGUUAAUAAUUCCAACAUCGAUACAUUUAUCGUUAUUUAACGGUUAUAUAAAUUUACCUAAUUGGAGAAUAUUUAUAUUGGCGAGUUCGAUACCGGGUAUAUUAAGUUUCAUCGGUUUUUUUUUCACAUACGAAAGUCCGAAAUUUUUAAUGUUUCAAAAUAAAAAUGAUGAAGCUUUAGAAGUAUUUAAAAAAAUAUAUAAUAAAAAUACCGGAAAAUCUUUUGAAACUUUUCCGGCAAGUAUAAUUAUUUAUAAUUUUAAACUACGUCACUACCUCGUCGUUAAAAUUUUAAAAAAUGAACGACCGGAAGGUUUUGAUAAACCUAAAAAUGAUAAAUUUUCAUUUAACGAAAUGGUUAUUAAUAUUUGGAAUCAAAUAAUACAAAUAUUUCGUCCGCCAUAUUUUUUAGCUAUUCUUUUACCCUGCGUUAUACAAUUUUGCACUGCUGUCGGAGUAAACACGAUACGAUUAUGGUCUCCUCAAUUAUUUGCAUCGGUUCUCGAAUAUGAAAAAUUAUUAGGGAAUAUCUCGAAUCCAUCGACUAUUUGCGAUAUAUUGACGACGACAUCGAUAAUUAAUACCCAAAAUGUCGUGGCAGAUUGUGACGAAAUAAUAAUGGAUGAAAAUAUUUACGUUAAUUCAAUGAUAAUUGGAGCCGUUACAUGUUUAGGAUACGUUAUUUCCGGUUACGCCGUUAGAAUAAUCGAGAGAAAAUGGCUUUUAGUUUUUGUUUACUUUGCCGGCGUUGUUACAAGUUUGAUUUUGUAUUGGUCCACAACAUCAAAAUUAAUGGUUGGAGUCGUAGCCAUUUUCAUAGCAAUACUAUCAACGGGUGCAACAGCUGUGAUAAGCGUUAUCAUUGAUAUUUUUCCAACAUUUUUAAGAUCGACGGCAGUAAGUUUAUGUAUGACACUUGGAAGAACUGGAGGAAUUUUUGGUAAUUCAAUAUUUGCCGUUUUAUUAGAUUUUAAUUGUUCUAUAUCGUUUAUUGUUUUACCCACCGCAAUAUUAAUUUCUGCAGGAUUGACAUUUCUUUUACCAAGGACAAAAGGAAAACAUUUAGAAUGA
Messenger RNA from Pediculus humanus corporis (human body louse), 1752 nucleotides. Its product is annotated as synaptic vesicle protein, putative. Gene Ontology annotation, molecular function: transmembrane transporter activity. The transcript has 10 exons. Bases 1 to 1752 code for a protein of 583 amino acids. The record is from RefSeq and is a predicted model, not a curated record. Gene Ontology annotation, biological process: transmembrane transport. Gene Ontology annotation, cellular component: membrane. NCBI's taxonomy places the organism in Eukaryota, Metazoa, Arthropoda, Insecta, Psocodea, Pediculidae.